AUGCCUCGCCAAUUUUUCGUGGGUGGUAACUUCAAGAUGAACGGUACUGCGGACAGCAUUACCUCCAUCAUCAACAACCUCAAUGCCGCCAGCCUGGACAGCUCCGUCGAGGUCGUCGUCUCCCCCCCCACCCUGUACCUGCUCCCCGCCCGCCAGGCCGCCUCCGACAAGAUCUCCGUCGCCGCCCAGAACGUCUACGACAAGCCCAACGGUGCCUUCACCGGUGAGAUCAGUGUCGAGCAGCUCCGUGACGCCAAGAUCAACUGGACCAUCAUUGGCCACAGCGAGCGCCGUGUCAUCCUGAAGGAGAGCGACGAGUUCAUUGCCCGCAAGGUCAAGGCUGCCAUCGAGGGUGGUAUCAGCGUCAUCUUCUGCAUUGGUGAGACUCUUGAGGAGCGUGAGGCCAACAAGACCAUCGACGUCGUCACCAAGCAGCUCAACGCCGUUGCCAAGGAGCUCACCAAGGAGCAGUGGGCCAAGGUUGUCAUCGCCUACGAGCCCGUCUGGGCCAUCGGUACCGGCAAGGUCGCCACGAACGCCCAGGCCCAGGAGGUCCACGCCGCCAUCCGCAAGUGGCUCGUCGAGGCCAUCGCCGCCGACGUCGCCGACAACACCCGCGUCAUCUACGGUGGAUCCGUGAGCGAGAAGAACUGCCGUGACCUCGCCAAGGAGGCCGAUGUUGACGGUUUCCUCGUUGGCGGUGCCAGCUUGAAGCCUGCCUUCGUUGACAUCAUCAACGCUCGUCUGUAA
Messenger RNA from Aspergillus heteromorphus CBS 117.55, 750 nucleotides. RefSeq names its product triose-phosphate isomerase TPI1. Gene Ontology annotation, molecular function: triose-phosphate isomerase activity. The coding region runs from base 1 to 750 and encodes 249 amino acids. Gene Ontology annotation, cellular component: cytosol. The record is from RefSeq and is a predicted model, not a curated record. The transcript is spliced from 6 exons. Gene Ontology annotation, biological process: glycerol catabolic process; gluconeogenesis; glycolytic process. NCBI's taxonomy places the organism in Eukaryota, Fungi, Ascomycota, Eurotiomycetes, Eurotiales, Aspergillaceae.